AUGAAGACCGCCAUCCUCUUCGCGACGCUCUCGGCGCUCGCCGCCGCCGCCCCUCCCCCCGGAACGGGCCUCUCGGCCGUCGGCUUCGGCUCGCUCAGCGGCGCAGCCUCCAUCGCCGUGUCGCAGGAGAUCGUCUCCGCCCCCGCCGCAGCCUUCAACGGGAGUGUCGGCCCCGGCGCCGGACUGCCGGGCGCGCCGCAGCUGGACGCGGAGACGCUGGCCAAGGCGCGCGAGGGCGCCAAGGCGGCCACGAGCAAGCUCACCGAGGCCCAGCCGGCCUCUCAUGCUUCCAAGGUCGCCGUCGCCCCGAGUGUGCCGGGCAAACUUGCUGGCGGCGGCGGUGGCCGCCCCGGGGGCCUGGGCGACAUUCUGCGCAGCAUGGGCUCGAACCCUGCCGAAGUUGUGCGCGUCACUUCCUCGCAUCUCCUCGGCCUGAGCCCGGGGCUGUUCGAGGGCGUGCUGAGGGAUCUGCUCAAGCCCUGGUUCACGGACGGGAAGAAGGAGAAGAUGGGCGACGAGGAGGUGCAGAGCUGGCGGCCGCUUGCUGAGCUCGUUGCGGCGUCCUAUUGUCCUCUGGACAGGGUGCAUGACCUUACCUGCGGCCCCGCUUGCGACGAUAUCAAGACGCGCAACGUGACCUGGGUCGGCGGGGGAGGGGACAACCAGUCCAACCCGCAGUGGUUCAUUGUCGACGACGGGUCUCGCCUCAUUCUCUCCCUCCAGGGCACGAAUUUCGCGAGCAUUCUGUCCUGGGCCAACGACAUCGACUUCAUCCCCCUCGCCCCGCAGGAGAGCCACUUCCCCGACGCGAACGGGGCCAAGAUCCACCGCGGCUUCUACUCCGCCUUCACGCGCCAGAUUGGCGACAUUGAGGCGGCCCUCGCGCCUCACUUGGAGAGGCGGAAGGAGAUUGUCGUCACGGGCCACAGCCAGGGCGCAGCCCUCGGCGAGAUCCACACGACGUACUUGAUCCAGAAGUAUCCCGACCACCAGAUCACGGGGCGCGUGUUCGCCAAGCCCCGUGUCGGCGACAGGACGUGGGCCGACUACGUCGACAGCAUCACGCGCGGCCGCCUCGAGUUCAUGCAGAACAAUGCGGACCUGGUCGGUCUCCUGCCCCCGAUUGAGUGGGCGUUCCGCCACCCCAGUGGCGAGGUUUGGAUCGACGGCACGGAAUACUUCAAGUGCGAGGGACAGGAGAACCAGAACUGUAUCGACUCCCAGAGAGCUGUUGGGUGGAUUCCCAAUGUCGUCAUACCCAUUAAUGAGCUGCAGGCUCAUAUUGGGCCCUACAUCGGCGUGCAGAUGGGGCUGUGCGGUAUCUACUAG
Molecule: messenger RNA, 1329 nt
Organism: Trichosporon asahii var. asahii CBS 2479
Lineage: Eukaryota; Fungi; Basidiomycota; Tremellomycetes; Trichosporonales; Trichosporonaceae
Exons: 1
Coding region: 1-1329 (442 amino acids)
Biological process (GO): lipid metabolic process
Source: RefSeq, a predicted model, not a curated record